CGGUUGUGGGCGGGAAGGGGCUGAGCGGGGGUGCUGGGAGGGUUCAAGGGGUCCAAAGGGGAAGGGGGAACAGGGGCCAGGUGAAGGGGUAGAUGAGGAGAUCAGAACAGCCUUAGAGCUCAGGGGCCAACUGGGUGAACAGCCUUGGGUAUCUAGGGGAGCAGUGGGGGGAGAGCAGAGCCGGCUAGUGUACAGGGGGCGAGAGCAGACUAUUGAGAGAUGGGGCUGAGGGUGAGGACCAGAACAAUUCCUUCAGAAAAAAGUAGAUUAGGAUGUAAAAAGGGACCGGAGUAGGGAUCCCAGAUUCGAGUAAAAAAUAGACUAAUGAGGGUGGGAGGGUGGGAGGAAGGUCUUAAAGUGCCCACUAUGUGUUAGGACUCGAGAAAGAGGCGGCGGGCGGCAGGCAUGGAAGCUGAGGGGAUAGUAGAGAGAAGCUGAGAGGACAGCCGCAGGAAAGAUUUGAAUGAGAUGUCAGGACGCUGGCUCUUCUGCCUGGGGAUCUAGGCUGCUUGGAUUCCCAAGGUCUUGGGAAGGGUCUAGCCCUGCAUGUGGCCACAUUCAGCUGGGGCCAGGCCUUGGGCCAGCACUUUAAUAGGGAAGGACCCAAGAGUCAUGGCCUGGUGGUGUCUGGAUGGGAUUCCCCCAGGCCUUGCUGAGCCAUGGAGAGAACUCUGGAGAUGGCGCUCAAGACCCCUGCACUGUGUACCUCCUUUCUCACCUCUGGCCAGGGGCAGCAGGGACCAUAGAAACUUAAAGAGGAGGGGGAACAUAGAUGGCUGGAGACAGAAUCUAGAGCCUUCAACAAAUAAUGUGCGAGAUGUUUCACCAUUCAGGAGUGGACCAGACCAAGGGAGUGGUGGUUGUCUCUGCCUGGAACUGACCAUCUUUGAUUUUGUAAUUCUUCAGGUUCCACUGGGCUGAUUCCCCUCCCAUUUUCAAGCUCGGCCCCUUUCAACUCUGCCGAGAAUGGCUCCCACCUGGCUCUCACGACAUUCCCUGGUCCAACAAGGCCAUCAAGAUGUCUAGAGAGCAGGCACUAGACCACCCCAGAGACCUCAAGUGCCAUGUGGAAAGAGGGAUGUUUCCCGUGACAGGGCAGGACCAGGCGGAGAGUCCUGGGAGCUGGAGGGGUCACAGGCCCUGAGCCAGCAGGCUGAGGUGAUCGCUCGGCAGUUGCAAGAACUGCGGCGGCUGGAGGAGGAGGUCCGGCUCCUGCGGGAGACCUCACUGCAGCAGAAGAUGAGGCUAGAGGCCCAGGCCAUGGAGCUGGAGGCCCUGGCACAGGCAGAGAAGGCCGGCCGAGCUGAGGCUGAGGGCCUGCGUGCUGCUUUGGCUGGGGCUGAGGUCGUCCGGAAGAACUUGGAAGAGGGGAGCCAGCGUGAGCUGGAAGAGGUUCAGAGGCUGCACCAAGAGCAGCUGUCCUCUUUGACGCAGGCUCACCAGGAGGCUCUUUCCAGUUUGACCAGCAAGGCCGAGGGCUUGGAGCAGUCUUUGAGUAGUCUGGAAACCAGGAGAGCAGGGGAAGCCAAGGAGCUGGCCGAGGCUCAGAGGGAGGCCGAGCUGCUUCGGAAGCAGCUGAGCAAGACCCAGGAAGACUUGGAGGCUCAGGUGACCCUGGUUGAGAAUCUAAGAAAAUAUGUUGGGGAACAAGUCCCUCCUGAAGUCCACAGCCAGACAUGGGAACUGGAGCGACAGAAGUUUCUGGAAAACAUGCAGCACUUGCAGGAGGACCGGGAUGGCCUGCACGCCACUGUGGAGCUGCUGCAGGUGAGGGUGCAGAGCCUCACGCACAUCCUCGCCCUGCAGGAGGAGGAGCUGACCAGGAAGGUUCAACCUUCAGAUUCGCUGGAGCCUGAGUUUACCAGGAAGUGCCAGUCCCUGCUGAACCGCUGGCGGGAGAAGGUGUUUGCCCUCAUGGUGCAGCUAAAGGCCCAGGAGCUGGAACACAGCGACUCUGUUAAGCAGCUGAAGGGACAGGUGACCUCACUCCAGGAACAAGUAACAGCCCAGAGCCAGGAGCAGGCCAUUCUGCAGCGAUCCCUGCAGGACAAAGCCGCAGAGGUGGAGGUGGAGCGGAUGGGUUCCAGGGGCCUGCAGUUGGAGCUGAGCCGUGCUCAGGAGGCCAGGCGCCGGUGGCAGCAGCAGACAACCUCAGCCGAGGAGCAGCUGAGGCUUGUGGUCAAUGCCGUCAGCAGCUCUCAGAUCUGGCUCGAGAGCACCAUGGCUAAGGUGGAAGAGGCUGCCGCCCGGCUUCCCAACCUCAACAACCGACUCAGCUAUGCCGUCCGCAAGGUCCACACCAUUCGGGGCCUGACUGCUCGAAAGCUUGCCCUUGCUCAGCUGCGCCAGGAGAGCUGUCCCCUACCACCACCAGUCACAGACGUAAGCCUUGAGUUGCAGCAGCUGCGGGAAGAACGGAACCGCCUGGAUGCAGAACUGCAGCUGAGUGCCCGCCUCAUUCAGCAGGAGGUGGGCCGGGCUCGGGAACAAGGGGAGGCAGAGCGGCAGCAGCUGAGCAAGGUGGCCCAGCAGCUAGAGCAGGAGCUGCAGCAGACCCAGGAGUCCCUGGCUAGCUUGGGGCUGCAGCUGGAGGUGGCACGCCAGGGCCAGCAGGAGAGCACAGAGGAGGCUGCCAGUCUGCGGCAGGAGCUGACCCAGCAGCAGGACCUCUACAGGCAAGCCCUGCAAGAGAAGGUGGCUGAAGUGGAAACUCGGCUGCGGGAGCAACUGUCAGACACAGAGAGGAGGCUGAACGAGGCUCGGAGGGAGCAUGCCAAGGCCGUGGUCUCCUUGCGCCAGAUUCAGCGCAGAGCCGCCCAGGAAAAGGAGCGGAGCCAGGAACUCAGGCGUCUGCAGGAGGAGGCCCGGAAGGAGGAGGGGCAGCGACUGGCCCGGCGCUUGCAGGAGCUGGAGAGGGAUAAGAACCUCAUGCUGGCCACCUUGCAGCAGGAGGGUCUCCUCUCCCGUUACAAGCAGCAGCGACUGUUGGCAGUUCUUCCUUCCCUACUGGAUAAGAAGAAAUCUGUGGUGUCCAGCCCCAGGCCUCCAGAGUGUUCAGCAUCCGUACCUGUAGCAGCAGCAGUACCCACCAGGGAAUCCAUAAAAGGGUCCCUCUCUGUCCUGCUCGAUGACCUGCAGGGCUUGACUGAAGCCAUUUCCAAAGAGGAAGCUGUUUGUCAAGGAGACAACCUUGAUAGAUGCUCCAGCUCCAAUCCCCAGAUGAGCAGCUAAGCAGCUGAGAGCCCAGGGAAAGCCAGCCUGGGGGCUGGGAGGAUCCUGGAGAAGUGGGUGGGGACAGACGAGCCCUUCCCCCUCCCGGGGUCACUCUGGGGAACACUGGCUGAGUCUAAAUUCUGCUCUAAAUAAAGACGACUACAGUAGGA
Cercocebus atys (sooty mangabey) is the source of this 3383-nucleotide messenger RNA. RefSeq names its product coiled-coil alpha-helical rod protein 1 (gene CCHCR1). Gene Ontology annotation, cellular component: centriole. The record is from RefSeq and is a predicted model, not a curated record. NCBI's taxonomy places the organism in Eukaryota, Metazoa, Chordata, Mammalia, Primates, Cercopithecidae. Gene Ontology annotation, biological process: protein export from nucleus; cell differentiation.